Macrobrachium nipponense is the source of this 1697-nucleotide messenger RNA. Its product is annotated as glutamate receptor ionotropic, kainate glr-3-like. Bases 14 to 1606 code for a protein of 530 amino acids. The record is from RefSeq and is a predicted model, not a curated record. The transcript is spliced from 8 exons. Gene Ontology annotation, cellular component: membrane. Lineage: Eukaryota; Metazoa; Arthropoda; Malacostraca; Decapoda; Palaemonidae. Gene Ontology annotation, molecular function: ligand-gated monoatomic ion channel activity.
ACUUGCUGUCAACAUGUCCAAAGGCGUCAGAGUUUGCAGCCAUGAAUAUUUUGUGGUUUUCUUACUCCUCUGCACUUGGAAUGCUGCAACAAGUGCUCGAUUCGAUCGGGAACAUUUAGAGAGUCGUCUGGUCCACGACAUCGUGGCCUUUCAUGGCGUCCGCCUUGUCAAUAUAAUCAGUCAAGGGAUAGAUAUUCCAGGGACUAAAGAGGCUGAAGUCGACAACAGGUGGUUCCAAUGGACACUUCGCCAGCUCUAUGGACAAUAUGGCUUAGGUUUAUCUGUCACGGUAGCACAUCGGGAUCCAGGCAGUAAAAACAUUAGUGCCAAAGCAGUUAACGAUUUCCAUCAUUUUGUAAAUACACCUCAACCUCCCCAGCACUUAGUUGUUCAACGAAUGCUCACCGAAGAAGACUUGUAUGUUUUUAAAGAGAUGUACGACAAGACUGACGAUCAGGUCAACUGGCUGCUCCUCUCUGAUACAACCAUUGAAAGCCAACUUAGUCAGGUGUCCUUGCCAAUCAACAGCAAGGUUGUUGUAGCGUUAGUUGAUGUAGAAUCCAGAGGUGCAAUAUUGCUGGAAGCUUACAAAGUAGCACCCAAACUGCCGCUCAGAUUACACGUCAUCGGUACUUGGCUCUUGAACAACAUCUCUGAAGAUGAUGCUCUUCACAGACACUUUUUAGCUGUCAAAGGUGUCAUCCCUGAGGAACUCAAAGAUCUCCCAAACCAAAGACUAUUAGUGAGCAGGAAGAUGAAGUACGGAGUUAUGACUUACAUCCAAGGAGACCUCAUUAUUAGAAGGAGAGAUCUCACCGGACUUCAUUUAAGGUGCACUAUCAUCGAGAAUCCGCCUUUUAUAUAUACAACAAGAACACAUGUGGACGGGACUGUUGCCCUUCAAGGAGGCUAUGCUUCCCUUUUCUAUCUUCUGCAGAAAAUCACUAAUUUUACGUCAUCCUGCAGGAUGGUGAGAGAUAAAGCCUGGGGGUCUUUCAUCAAUGGCCGCUGGAACGGAGUCAUCGGCGAGGUCCUUGAGGGAGCUGCAGACAUAGCUGUGUCUACUAUUGACCUGACGGCCAAGCGUAGUGAAGUUGUCGACUUCCUCAUGACACUAUCAGCGACAAGAUACUAUUUGAUCUUCAAACGACCGUCUAGUAGCGACCAGAAAUGGACCGCUUACACCCAAGAAUUCCAAGGGAGCGCCUGGAUAAUGUUGGGGAUUUUUUGUCUUCUGCUGGUGGCCUUGUUCUUAGUUUUUGUUGCACUGGCGCCUUCGGACUCCCAUUUGGAAUUGUCAGACGGCUUAGAAAUUAUUGUAGGGUUUCUCUUGGGACAAGGAACUAACAUCAAUGUUUCGGCCACAAGCAUCCGCUUGUUGAUGCUAACAUCGCUGAUGUUUCAUGUGCUUAUGGUAACACACUACACCAGCGACCUCCUGUCCGGUUUGACAGCUGGAGUCCCACGACCUCUUAUCUCAGACCUAUCUGACAUCUCCCGAAAUCCCAAAUUCACUUUGGGCUUUGAAAAAAAUACUGCUCUGGAUGAGUUCUUGAGUGUAAGCCUUAGAAAGCGCUCUUCAUAUUCUAUUCAUGAAAUAUCGUAACUAUAUAAAUGAAAGAACACUAUCGGCCCACUGUGAGACUAGGACUGGUAGGCUCAAUUAACUGCACUCACACAUACAUAAAUGUAAAGAU